Molecule: messenger RNA, 1215 nt
Organism: Lactuca sativa (garden lettuce)
Lineage: Eukaryota; Viridiplantae; Streptophyta; Magnoliopsida; Asterales; Asteraceae
Source: RefSeq, a predicted model, not a curated record
AUGGCAGAAGAGCAUGACCAACUACGAAAUGUGGAGGUUCAAAGUAACUUUGAUGUAGAGGGUGAUCAUGAAGAAAAUGAUGGUGAUGAUGAUUUUCUCAGAGACAUGGAUUUUUCUAGCUUUGACAAUGAAGAAUUCCCACUUAAUCUUAAUCUGGAUCAUGACGACCUAGUUGUUCAAACAACAACCGAGUCUAGGGUUGCUAAUGACGUUCUUAACACAAUGCCUCCUACAUCAAGAUUGAUGGUAGAAUCUUCAAGCCAUAAGGAUGCAGUUUCAGGGAUUCCUCCCUCUGAUACAACUAUUCUUACAUCUACACCAUCUUCUAAUGAUCCGACACAGACACAGACCUCUCUGCCUCCUGUGAAAAGAAGGCGUCUUGAUCCGAGGCAUGGAUUUCUUGUUCAAGAUCAAGCACCUCAAGCUCCAUCCACAGUCGUCACCACAACAAUUACUGUACCACCCGUUCUUACCGAAGAAGGCCCAAGCAUCACGUUUGAAACAGGUGGGUCAUCUGUUGUCCUAGAAUACUCCCCCACAAGGCAUUCGCUAGAUGAAGCCUCCAUCAGCUUGAAGAACAAACUGUUUGAAGCCUUGGAGAUAAAUUCCAGUCUCUGUUUCAACAACCGGAUGGUUUUGAUGUGGUUUGACAAAUGGUUGUUGAAGGAGCACAUAAGUUCAGAGCCACACAACCUCAACUUGGCUGGAUUUUUUCAACUAGCUGUCCCUUUCCACAUUGACGAUCAAGCUCUUUUAUAUAUGGGUACCAGAAAGAUUUUCUUACAGGAAGCAGGGGGUCUUUCAUAUCAACAUGAAAAGUACCAUGUUCCAAUCAUCCAUACAGAUAUAAGAACUAGCAACAUUCUACUUGAUAGAGAAUUGCAGCAAAAAAUAGCAAAUUUUGGGCUUAUAAGACUGCUACCAGAAGAUACGACUCAUCUUAGCACAAAAUUCUCAGGGACUUUGACUAUAGCUGUUCACUUCACCAACCCAUUCCAUGUCAGCACACGUGUAGCAGAUAAAUGCAGUGAUGGCACCUUGCUUUUGCAGGUGAUACUCCACUCACAAGUGAAGGCUAACUUAACCAUACACGAUUCUUGGCUGGACCUAAAAGACGGUUUUACCCUUGCUGGUGAAAGUCAAAGUAAUGGAAGACCAACAUCCGCCUUCUUUCCACUUGUAGUUCCUUCUACAUCAAGAGCCGGAAUCUUAUGA